Molecule: messenger RNA, 1700 nt
Organism: Dendrobium catenatum
Lineage: Eukaryota; Viridiplantae; Streptophyta; Magnoliopsida; Asparagales; Orchidaceae
Product: WRKY transcription factor WRKY76-like
Exons: 4
Coding region: 376-1284 (302 amino acids)
Biological process (GO): regulation of DNA-templated transcription
Molecular function (GO): DNA-binding transcription factor activity; sequence-specific DNA binding
Source: RefSeq, a predicted model, not a curated record
CAAAGGGAAACUUUCCUCCUCAUUCACUAAAUGAUCAGUCAUUGAUUCCUCUCUUACAAAGUUCAUAAAUUAUUCACAUAAUUUCUUCCCAGCUAGCUCAACAAUCUUAACAAUCUACUUUUCUAAAAGGUAAAUGUCAUUAAUUGGCUGACCUCAUAUGCAUGUGAUCAUCUCUCUCUAUAUAUAUAGCCCCUUCAAUUUUAAUUUCUUCUUCUAACAAGCAAAGUUUCUUCUUCUUCUUUAAAAGCUGUACUAGGAUCCCAAACACUAUUCAAUUCUUCUUCUUCUUCGUCCUCUUCUUUCUUCAAGCUUCGAUUAUAUAUAUAUCCUUUGUUUGUUCUCCUGGGUGACUACCGUUGAUUGAUUACCAUCGCCAUGGAACCUGCAACUUGUCUCGGAUUUUCCACUCUGAAUCUAGAGCUCAGCGUCGGCCCAGCAGACCUCACUGAAAAAGGAUUGGCAUCUAAAACGCCACCAGAUCGGCAACAAGAGUCUAUGUUCAUGAAAGAGAAACUUAGCAAAAUAAUGGAAGAUAAUAGGAAGUUGAAUGAGAUGCUAAGUGAUAUGAGCACAAACUACUGCAGCCUUCAAAAUAAGUUCUUUGAUUUCAUGAACUCUUCGCCUUCCGAGAAGGCGGCCGGAAUGGCUUCUCCUCCCACGGGAAAGAGGAAGAGUGAUAGCCUCGAAUCGUAUAGCCAUGAAAAUGUUAACAAUGGAGUCAAGGCUCAUGUUGAGAGCUUGCCAAUUGAAUUCGAUUCUUGCAAGAGGUUGAGAAUGGAUUCCAAGUCUAGUGUCUCCAAAAUAUGCGUGCGAGCUGAUCCAUCUGAGACGAGCUUGGUUGUGAAAGAUGGCUAUCAUUGGAGAAAAUAUGGGCAGAAGGUUACAAGAGACAACCCCUCACCAAGAGCUUAUUUCAGAUGUUCCUUUGCCCCUUCAUGUCCAGUUAAGAAGAAGGUUCAAAGAAGUGCCAAUGAUUUGUCGAUCUUAGUUGCAACAUACGAAGGCGAGCACAAUCAUAAGGCACCCUUGCAAAGUGAAGGCUCGGGUCGAUUGAGCCAUGUUGGUAGCUCGAUCACUCCCUCGCUAUCCAUAAACUCUUCGAGCCCGACAAUCAUGGUCGAUCUUACUAAUGAUAAGUUGCACGCGGAAGCGAAAAAGGCUUGCGGGGAGAUGGCAUCCACAGAGAUUCAGAAGUUUAUGAUUGAGCAGAUGGCGGCAGCAAUUGCAAAAGACCCAACCUUUAGAGCUACUUUAGCAAAUGUCAUAUCUGGAAGGAUCUUUUAGCUCCCAGCAUAUGAAAAUUGAUCACAUAUUUUCAUCUUAGGUUCUUCUUUCAGAAUUUUAUUUUAUCUCGUAGAUAACAUUUUGUGAUUUAUUGAGCUUUUGAUUGCCCAAAAGAGCAGAAAGUUGGUAAGCUUAAAGUUUUCUUUCCAGAUAAGCAUAUUGAAAGCAAGUUGGGCAAUUUAAGAUGAAAGAUUUUUUUUAAAAAAAAAAAAAAAGCAAUUCCACAGCUCAACUUGGACUUGAAUUUCCUUUGUGGAAACUAUGGGUUUUGGAAUGUUCAAUUUUUGAGAAAUGGAAGAUACAACGAAUUCAUGUUUCUAAGUCAAUCCAGCACCUGAACAAAGACUUCUAUUACUGUAUUCACCAUGAUCGUCUACAUGGUAAUUAAUUAAGCAGCUUCUGUUCUUAUAGCUUUA